Elaeis guineensis (African oil palm) is the source of this 7714-nucleotide messenger RNA. Its product is annotated as methyl-CpG-binding domain-containing protein 9. Gene Ontology annotation, molecular function: protein binding. Gene Ontology annotation, cellular component: nucleus. The record is from RefSeq and is a predicted model, not a curated record. Lineage: Eukaryota; Viridiplantae; Streptophyta; Magnoliopsida; Arecales; Arecaceae.
CAUCCCACCACUCAUCUCCACGCGUCUCAGGUCAUUCCUGAGUCCCGAGCCUCUUUUCCUCCGUCGCAACCCGACACCCGUUUCGGCCGGCCGUCCUCCCCGUUCUUCCCCCAAUCUCACUGAAAUCCACUGGACCCGACCGGUCUCUUUCUAUCCUCGCCUCCCAUUCGCCAGAUCCCUAGAUCCUCUCCUGUCCCCUCCCGGGCGAUGGCCCGAAAACCUCUUUCCUGAUGGAUCCCCGCCCCGCGCCACUCUCCAUCGACCUCAACGAGUUCCCUCCUCCACCCUGCGACACCCCUCCCGCGGCCCCCGCCCCACCUUUCCUACCCUACGAUGCCUACGCCCUGGCUUGCAGGUUCCAUGGGAAUCUCACCCCCGCCACCGGCCUCCCGGCGGAGUUCCCCGGGGAGGCCGGCAUCGGCCGGCCCCUCCCGUGCGGUCUCUGCGGCCGCCCGGAGACGCGGUGUGGCACCGUGGUUUGCGACGGCUGCGAGAGGGGGUUCCACCUUAGCUGCGCCCGGGUUCGGGCGCGGCAGCAUGUUUCGUUCGAGGACUGGGUCUGCACCGACUGCACCAUGAGUGGGGUGCCUAAUAAGAGGUGGGCUCUCGGGGCUGCCAGGCUUCUUGAUAUCAACGCCCUGCCGCCGAGUGAGGGAGAUGGGGAAGCCAGCACCCCGGAGGAGUUGCACAUCGGCAGGAACGCUGGGCUUAGCAGAAAGAACAAUCCUGAUGGAGCUUCAUUUAGUGGGUUUGGUGUAUCAUUUCCACACCUAAAUGUUGGUCACAAUAGAAAUGCUUUUGAUUUAGUUAAGGAUAUUGAAACAGUAAAUGAUGAUAUGAAAAUAAGUUCCGAAAUCAUACCGUACCAUGGACUAUUUGCAAGUAGAGGUUUUGAAAAUCCAGUUUCGGGCUCUUCCCUUAUAGGAAGGUCUGCAGUCAAUAAUGCAACAGUAUCAGGCCAGUCGCAGGGAGAGAUGUUUCUGCAGCUGUUAAGAAACUUUAUUAUGGAAAGAGGAGGUUUUCUGGGUGAAGGUUGGUCUGUGGAGUUCAAAGAAUUUGCAGACAGGUCUGCUCCAUAUGCUGUAUAUUGUGCCCCAGAUGAAAAAAGGUUUGAGUCAAUGUCUGAUGUUGCCCAAUAUCUCGGGAUAAAAUCAAGCUUCCCUUCUAUGGACAUUGAUGAAAUAAGUGAUGGUUCUGGCAUUGCACAGAGGUCAUUGACUCUAGGCAGAAGGAAGAAAGAUCUUGCCAGAAAUUUGAUGAUAACAAGUUUCAAUGAAAAUCAAGACAGUGUGCGGGUCAGCUGUGUCAUGGAGCCCUCAUCUGAUACGGAGGUCAUGGAACCUCAGUUGUCUGAUGUUAGAAGUGCUUCAAGAGUUGCAAAAACUUUCAUGGAGGAAAAUUGUGGCCAUGGAUCUCAAGACGCGUCUGUUGGGCUUCCAGUUCAAUAUGAAGAUUUCUUUGUGGUCAGUCUGGGGAAGAUUGAUUUACGAAUGACAUACCAUGACAACUAUCAGAUUUGGCCUGUAGGAUAUAAAUCCCAUUGGCAUGAUAAAGUUACAGGUUCACUUUUUGAGUGUGAGGUGUCAGAUGGUGGUAAUGCUGGGCCUGUUUUCAGGGUGCGUAGGCGCCCAUGUUUGAUUUCACCUGUACUCAGUGGUGCAACUGUUCUAGUACAUAAAAAUUUUAACAAAGAUGAUAUGCCAGAAAGGAUGGAAAGUACUAGAAUGACUGGUGAUGCAGAUUGGGAUAACGAUGAUGACAUUCUAAUGCUGCUAUCAGUUCCAGAUCAGUCACAGCAGGACUUGUUAUCAUGUUUUAGCAGCAAUCUUGGUGAAACAUCAUAUGAAUCCUCUGUACAAAUUAAUAUGCAGAAGCCAGCUGUUUUAACACCUGAUCUGAAUUGCCAUUCGGAAAGGUCUUCUGAGGCUUCAAGAAUGAGAGAUGAAAUAGGGGAAUUCUAUGUAGAAGGAAGAUCAUCACAGUCGGUAUGGAAGAUGGUUUCUCAUACUCUUCUUGAUGCUUGCCGUGAAGUGUACAAGCAGUCAGGCCAUUUGCAAUUUUGCUGCAGGCACAAUAGUAGAAAGCUUUCAUCAUACUCAGGCGAUAGAACUCUAGAAGAUCUAGAUCAUCUUAAUCCCCUAGCUAAAUUUUGCUGUUUCCGUGGACCGAUUUCUAUACCACAAAUAAUCCAGAAUGACAGUGAACUAGAAGCUACAUGCAAAUCACUUGCAGAAUGGUUAAGCCAGGAUAGAUUUGGAUUGGAUGUGGGCUUUGUACAGGAAAUUAUUGAAAGCCUUCCUGGAUCUCAUGCUUGUUCACACUACCAAUUUUUAAAUGAUAGGACUGAUUUUUCGACCUCAUGGACUGUGGCAAGUGGGUUGCUCUUAGCCAUUGAAAAGAAUGGAGAACAAGGUGAAGAAGUUGCAUCAUGUGGUUUAUAUAGAGGGCACAAAAAAUCCAGGCUACAGGACAUUGCUGAAGACAGCCAAUCAAGAGAUCACCAGACUCCACCUGGGAAACCAGUAAGCAGUAGGCUUCCUGCUGAGUUGGUUGGGGAUGUUCUUCAGAUAUGGGAAUUUCUGUGGCGUUUUUAUGAAAUCUUGGGCCUGAAAGAACCUCCAUCAUUUGAGGAACUUGAAGAAGAACUUAUCGAUCCAUGGCCUAUGGGGUCAUAUAAUUUGGAGAAUCUAGAAAAAGAAAUUCAGAAUAGUAAUAACAGUGCAAAUGGUCCAACUUCAUUUCCAACUGGUGAAUCUGGUCCAACAGCUCAUGAACAGAGUCCAUUCAUAUUCAUGCCAAUUGAAACAGCUUCUGCGAGGGAAGCUGCUCAAGCUAGAUUGGCAUCACGUACUUAUGACAGAUGUACUGGAGUCGUUUUAACAAACAGUCACAUUGCAUUAUUGAAAGUGUUGGUUGGUGAGCUACUUUGCAAAGUUGCAGGUUUUGUAGAUCCAAAUUUUGACGCUAGAGAAUCAAAACCUAGACGUGGAAGAAAGAAGGAUAUGGAUAACUCCCUUCCUGCAAAAGAAGCAAAGAUCGAGAUGCUAACUAUUAAUGAACUGACAUGGCCAGAAUUAGCAAGGAGAUAUAUUUUAGCUGUCUCAUCUAUGAAUGGUUGCAUGGAUUCACCAGAUGUCUAUAGUCGCGAAGGUAUGAGGUUGUACCGCUGCUUGCAAGGUGAUGGUGGCGUUCUCUGUGGUUCACUUUAUGGAGUAGCCGGAAUGGAAGCAGAUGCAUUGCUGCUUGCAGAGGCUGAGAGGCAAAUGUCUGGUAAUAUGAAGCAAGAUAAUGAAGUUUUUCCUGUGGACUACAAGGAUUCUGAUCGAGCAAUAAUUGCUUCUGAGCCAGCUGUUGUGAAUAGCAACGGGCUUCCCGAGUGGGCACAACCUUUGGAGCCUGUGAAAAAGUUACCAACUAAUGUGGGAACAAGAAUUAGGAAGUGCAUUUAUGAUUCUUUGGAGAAAAACCCUCCAGAAUGGGCAAAGAAAAUUUUGGAGCAUUCAAUCAGUAAAGAAGUUUAUAGGGGAAAUGCAUCAGGGCCCACCAAGAAAGCGGUUCUAUCUGUGCUGGCUGAGGCAUCUGGUGGAGGUCUGCAGCAGAAACCCAAGGGUCAGAAAGAGAGAAGUCCUAUUUCUCUAUCAGAUGUCAUUAUGAAAAAAUGUCGUAUCGUGUUACGUCAUGCUGUUUCUGCUGAUGAAGCAAAAGUUUUCUCCAAUUUGCUUGGAGCUGCCCUAACGAAUUCAAAUGAUAAUGAGGAUGAGGGUAUUCUUGGAUUUCCAGCUAUGGUUUCUCGCCCUUUGGACUUCCGUGCAAUCGAUCUAAGGCUAGCUGUUGGGGCUUAUGGUGGAUCACAUGAGGCUUUUCUUGAGGAUGUUCGGGAGGUUUGGCAUAAUAUAUGCACAGCAUAUGGGGAUCGACCUGAUUUGAUGCAAUUAGCUAAAACAUUAUCACAGAAUUUUGAGUCAUUGUAUGAGGAGGAGGUGCUAAACCUGGCUCAGAAGUUUUUAGAUCAUGCUGGAGCUGAGCAUUUUGACUCUGAAACAUGGAAGGAGCUGCAUGAUGUUCUUCUCACAGCAAAUGAACUCCCUAAAGCUCCUUGGGAAGAAGGAGUCUGCAAAGUCUGUGGCAUCGAUAAAGAUGAUGACAGUGUUCUACUCUGUGAUAAGUGUGAUUCUGAAUAUCAUAUGUAUUGUUUGAACCCUCCACUAGCUCGAAUUCCAGAAGGGAAUUGGUACUGUCCAUCUUGUGUUCACAGUCAGUCUAAGAUGCAAGAUUCACGGACACAUUCUCAAUUUAUUAAACGCCAUCCGAGGAGACAUCUGGGAGAGGAAUCUCGUGCUUUCCAAGAUGCUCUAAAUCAGCUAGCAAUCACAAUAGAAGAAAGAGAAUACUGGGAGUUCAGCAUAGAAGAGAGGAUAUUUUUGCUGAAAUUUCUAUGUGAUGAAGUGCUAAACACUGCACUUAUUCGAGAACACCUAGAACAGUGUGCUGAUAAAUCAAAUGAUCUGCAGCAGAAAUUGCGUAAUCUAGGUGUAGAAUUGAGAAACUUGAAAUCCAGAGAAGAAUUGCUGGCAAUGAGAGCUGUAAAGGAAAGUACAAGCAAAUUUAGUGGAAUUGGUGAUGUUCCAGUAGAAGAGGAUACAACUGCUAUGCAUGCUAGCCAUGGUAGCCUGAUGGGGCAGCAACAAAAUUUCAGCAACAAAAUGAACUAUAAUGCAACAGGUUCAGCAAAUCCUCCGAAGGGGGCAUCUAUAACCAUGGAGGACUGCCUUGAGGAGAAUGGACAGGGAGCUGUCAGCAAGAAUACAGACCACUUUCUGAGGAGCAUAAUGGAUACAAAUGCCCAUGCUAAGAAACCCCAAAAGCUUAUCAGUGAUGGCCCUGCUUUGAAUACAACAUCGGUUCCUGGAAAUUCAUGUUCUAGUAUGGAUGUCAGUAAAGGAGAUCAAUUCAAUGGACAAGAUGAAAAAUCAUUAGUAUUUUCCUCACAAAGAGAAAGUGAUGAAGCUGGGAGAGAAGUGGUGACGAACAUUGUAAGUGUUGAAAGGAAUACCCUUGUGCCAUCCAAAGCAGAUAUUACUCAUGGACCUCAUCUAUUUUCUGAUGGUGGGAAAACUGAUAUUGAAGAGAGUACUCGUUCAGUGCCGAUGGGUUCUGUAGUCAAUACCUUAGCUGGAGAACUGUCUGCUUCCAAUCAAGAUAGAACACUCCAACGAAGUCAUGACAAUAUUGAUGCCAAUGUAACUGAGCCUGAAGGCAUUAACCUUGAGAUGGACUCUUUAAAAAAUGAAAUUUCACAUCUGCAGGAUUCAAUCGCCAGUUUGGAGUCACAACUUAUGAUGACUUCUGUAAGAAGAGAAUAUCUGGGUAGGGAUUCAUCUGGCCGAUUGUACUGGGUUGUAGGUAGGCCUGGUAAACAUCCAUUGCUUGUGGCUGAUGGAAGCAUGCCAGCGCCACAUGAAAGAAGCGAUAUGUAUCCAAGUGGGCCUCAUUCUUGUAGCCCUUCUGAUUCUGAUCUGCAUAAAUGCUGGGAUUUGUUUGAAUCUGAUCAUGAAAUUCAAGAACUUGUUUGUUGGUUGAGGGAUACUGAUCCUAGAGAAAGAGAAUUGAAGGAAUGCAUCUUGCAGUGGCUAAGACUUCUUAUGUACCAGGACAUGAACCAUGCACCUGAUGAUUUUCAACAAAUAUCAAAGUCAUCCGUCUGUGAAAAUUCUGCAGCUCCACACUGUUUAAGUAUGAAGGCUGCAAUGAUUCUUGAGAGCAGGUAUGGUCCUUUCUUAGAGCCAGAAGUAAGUGAAAUCCCCAAAAAACGGGGGAGGAAGGCAAAGAUAAGUCAUGAGGAGAGAAUGUAUAGAUGUGAGUGCUUAGAACCUGUAUGGUCUUCUCGACACCACUGUCUUUCGUGUCACCAGACUUUUUGCGCUGUAACUGAACUUGAAGGGCAUAGUGAUGGAAAGUGCACUCCAAGCAAUCCAGCUUCGGAUGAAAGCAAAGAAAGUGAUGAUCAAUUAAAAGGAAAGGGAGCAAGAUCUGAGAGCAUCAAAGAAAAGGAGCACUCUAGUGGUGUAGAUAUUGUUGAGACAUCAAAGAAACAAAAGUUAGACAUCUGCUCGGGGUUGGUUAAAUUUCCGAGGAAAGUUUGCCCUUACGACCUUGAUGAGAUAAGUAAGAAAUUCAUCACCAAAAAUUCUAAUAAGGAGAUGGUGCAGGAUGUCGGGCUUCUUGGUUCAAAUGGGGUCCCAUCUUUUGUCCCUUCACCUGUAUUUUUUCUUGAUCCUGUAUUAGUGCUGAACCAAAGUGAAGAAUGGUUGCCGAUGUCCACACUAAGGGAAGAAGCUGGCGCAAAUGCAUCCCGAGAUGACAUAAGAAAUGGCACUGAACGAGCCGCUAAGCUGGCUCAAAAUUGUGCUGGCAAUGGGUCUGAUGACCAGUUGGUAAAAUCAAAGGGCUCCACAUCAGAUUAUAUGGGUGAUGGAGAAGGCACACCCUCCAUUACUAACACACAAGGACUGGAAGUUUCUCGCAGCUGCACAAUUCCUGAGUCAUCUUUGAGGCCUCUUGUGGGGAAAAUUUCUCAAAUAUUAAAGCAGCUCAAGAUCAACUUACUUGAUAUGGAUGCAGCCCUGCCCGAGGAAGCACUGAGACCUUCUAAAUCUCACUCGAUGAAAAGAUGUGCUUGGCGUGCAUUUGUCAAGUCUGCAGAGUCAAUAUUUGAGAUGGUUCAAGCAACAAUCUUGUUUGAGGGCAUGAUCAAGACAGAGUACCUGAAAAACAGUUGGUGGUUCUGGUCCUCCCUCACAGCUGCAGCGAAGACACCAACAAUUUCAUCCCUUGCUCUCCGAAUAUACACUCUUGAUGACUCUGUCAUCUAUACCAAGGACCUGCUUCCUGGUCCAGACCCAAUGGAUGGUUUGAAGAUGACAAGCAAGCUAGGGAAGAAGAGAAAAGAUAUUGAAGCAGGAUCUUAAUGAUGUGGUUAAUUUACUGGAACCAAAUUUUCAUUCCUGCAGGGCUUGUGUGGUGGCAGCCUUUGAUAAUAUGUAUUGUCUUCCACUCUGCCUCAUGAGUCAUGAUACUCAUGGUGAACCAGGAAAAAGGAGAAGAUUUCAGUUUUAUUGCUGUUGCUGCCUGUGUACAUAUGUUUAAAUUCUUCAACUGACAGCACUGACAGAAUAGAAAGGUUGCCUGGUUGAGAGCCAGAGACCUACCGGGGGUUUAUCAAUUUUGGUUGGAUGGAAUCAGGUUGGGCUGUCUGUGAUAGUGCACAAGUUUCUUCCAGAAUGAUUCAACUCAGCAGCAAGCUGUUUGCAGGGGAAGUGACCUGCAAGUGGCAAAAAUUCAUACAACAUACAGAAUGCAACCAAUGUAAAAGAAGCUGUUGCUGUACCCAAGCUUAAUCAAAGUGCCAAAUAUAAUUUGGUCAUCUCUCUCUCUCUCUCUGUGCGCGUGCGUGCGUGCGUGUGUUGUGCAUGUGCUCGCGUGUAUGCAUGUGCACAUGGAGAUGGGCAACAUUUUUUACAUUCAAUUGUGCUUCUUUAUUCAUCUUUUAUUUCUUUCCAUCAUAUGUAAAUGCAAUUGUGCCUUCUAGUCAAGGUUAUGGCUGUGGUUCUGCAAGGUCGGAAACAGGCUUCUGUUAAUUAUUACUUAAGUUUUCAUUUAUAUGGUUGGGGUGGUGCCCUGGGCCGAGCAAGGGGGCAGCCAGAUGGAGUUGCAU